AUGUCGACUAUAGCUUCGCCAAGAGCCAGCAUCUCGGUGCGCAGCGCCUCGUCUACCCGCAACUCCAUCGACAGCUCCAGGGCUCCGCAACCGGCUCGCCGCAACAGAGCAGCCCUCCGAGAAUUCUACGGCCUCAAGAAUGCGCCCAAAGAUGGAGACGCAAAGAUAUCCGAGGAGUCUUCACGGACCGAACUCGGCCCCGAAGAAGACGAGACGCUGACGGAGCUGGAUGCGGCCGACUUUGAUGCCGAAGCAUUCGUGAACAGCUUGCUAGCCAGAGAGGGUCUGAAGGGUGUUCUCAAGGUCGAGGCAGACUUGGUAUCACCUCUGCUUGCUAACGAUAUCCAAGAAAUACGCAAUCUGGACAGCGACAGAAAGUCACUCGUGUACGACAACUACUCCAAGCUGCUUUCUGCGACCAGCACUAUCCGCCGAAUGCGAGGGAAUAUGGACCCACUCGCUCCCACAACACACACCCUUGGUCCUGCAAUCUCACAUAUUGCUGAGACUGCUAGCUCGCUGUCCUCUUCGAUGCAAAGUCAGCAAGCGAAGCCCGAGGGCUUGGGCAUCAGCGUGCUAGUCGACCAAGACGAUGCCGAGAACGAAACCGAGGUUCAAAAGCAAAGACAGCGGGACACUGUGAGAUGGGUGCUUGACACACCGCGCCGGCUUCAGGAAAUGAUCGAUCAAGACCAGGACGAGGAAGCAGAGCAAGAGUGGGAACAAGUCAGCAAGAUCCUUGCCAAGUGGAAGGAUGUAGCUGGCGUCACAGAAUUGAGAGAAGCGUGCGAAGAGAUUAUGAAGGAAGAAGACGACUCUGAAUGA
This is a messenger RNA of Parastagonospora nodorum SN15, 825 nucleotides long. RefSeq lists its product as hypothetical. Bases 1 to 825 code for a protein of 274 amino acids. Gene Ontology annotation, cellular component: EARP complex; membrane; GARP complex. Gene Ontology annotation, biological process: Golgi vesicle transport; endocytic recycling; Golgi organization. Lineage: Eukaryota; Fungi; Ascomycota; Dothideomycetes; Pleosporales; Phaeosphaeriaceae. The record is from RefSeq and is a predicted model, not a curated record. The transcript is spliced from 2 exons.